GUGGUGCUGCACAGCCCGGCGGAGUUGCCGCGGCCGCGCCAGCAGGCGGUGAUGGUGCCGCUGGACAUGGAGAUGCAGGUGGGCGUGCGGGCGCGCGAGGUGCGGGCGGACGCGGCCGUGCGGGGCAGCUACUCGGCCGCGCAGCGCCGCUGCUUCUACCCCGACGAGCGCCGCCUGCGCUUCUUCCGCCAGUACACGCAGGGCAACUGCGAGCUCGAGUGCCUCGCCAACGCCACCCGCGCCGUGUGCGGAUGCGUCGAGUUCCACAUGCCACGCGAUCUUGAUACUUACAUAUGUGGAGCAGAAAAAAUUAAUUGCUGCACAGAAGUAGCAAGUCAUGUACAAGCUCUUUCAGCCAACUUUAACGGUGGAAACUUUGAAGUCAAAAACCUAAAUGGAACUAUACAAAACUGCAUCUGUUUUCCGAUAUGUUCAUAUCUAUAUUACGAUGAUGGUCGAACAAGUCUCUCGGACUUUGAUAUUAGUUCCUACCAAAUAAUGCAUAAUACAAGUUCCAACGAUACCCAUUAUGUCAGAGUAACAAUUUACUUCAAAAGUUCAAAAUACAUACCAAUGCGGCGUGUAGAGCAUUACAAAACAUUGACCUUAAUAGCAAAUUGUGGUGGAAUACUUGGUCUUUGCUUGGGUAUGAGUAUAUUGAGCAUCAUUGAGCUCAUUUACUGGCUGCUAAUUCGUCCAUGGACUAGUCACAGAAAACCUCCUGUGACGCCUCUCUUGGGAGCAAAAAGCCUUCGAGCAUCAAAACCUAUGUCCACAAUCUAUAUGUACUGA
Molecule: messenger RNA, 792 nt
Organism: Gryllus bimaculatus (two-spotted cricket)
Lineage: Eukaryota; Metazoa; Arthropoda; Insecta; Orthoptera; Gryllidae
Source: the annotation of a GenBank genome assembly